Messenger RNA from Closterium sp. NIES-65, 5517 nucleotides. NCBI's taxonomy places the organism in Eukaryota, Viridiplantae, Streptophyta, Zygnematophyceae, Desmidiales, Closteriaceae. The record is from the annotation of a GenBank genome assembly.
AUGUGGCAAGCGUCCCCAUCUGCUACCCCUACCAAGGUGCUUCCAGGCUCUCUCUUCCCCGCUGCUGUUGUGGAGCACAUUUACCCUGGGCUGGGCGUGCUGCUGCGACUGGCGGGAGGGGAGAAGGAGAAGGAGAAGGGGGACGAGCAGGGGAAGCAGGGGAAGAAGCAGGGGGGGGGGAAGGAGAGGAAGAAGCAGUUGGGCAAGGCCGCGUAUGCCCUUGUUCCUCUGCGCCAGCUCUCUGCAUCCGGUGCACCCGCCAUCCCAGCGCAUGUGGCGGAGGGCAAGCAAGUGUGUGCGCGCGUGCUGCACCUCUGCCCCUCUGACGGGCUCGCCAUCGCGUCCCUCAAGGGCAUGGCCGUGAAAGCAACACUCUCCCCGGCAGGCGUGCAGGCGGGCAGGCUGGUAACAGGCACGGUGGUUGCGGUGGGGGAGGAGGGCGUGCGAGUGCAGCUGGCGUUUGAGCAGUGGGGGUGGUGCCCUCGCGCGCACAUGAGCGAGGGCAGGGGCACGCACCGGGACGACGCCGGCUUUAAGCCAGGGGCGUCGCUGCAGUUCCGAGUGCUGCGCCAGGGAGAGGGCCCCGAGGGACCCGUGCUGCUCACCCACAAGAAAACACUGCUGUCUUCCAAACUGCCUAUUCUGACGAGCCCGUCGCAAGCGACGGCGGGCGUGUGCACGCAUGGGUGGGUGGAGGCGGUAACAAAGGACACAUGCACCGUGCACUUCUAUGGGGACUUCUCUGUUGCCAUCCACAGGUGCGUGCUGCGGGGGAAAAAGGGGGGAGAAGAGGGUGCUGCGCUGCUUUGCCCUGCCCCCUUCCAUCCCUUUCACACGUCCGAUCUCUCCCAUAUCUCUCUCCCUCACACCAGGGAGAAUGAGGAGCAGGGAGGGAGCAAGGUAACCCCCUGGGCAUCGCUGCACGUGGGGCAGGUGCUGCGCUGCUACGCCCUGCCCUCUGCUGACGCUGCCCACCCGGCCUUCUCCCUGCACUCGACCUCAACGCCCUUCAGCAACCACGGGACACUGUUCCCGCCAUCCUCUUCCCCCCACGCCACGCCUCCCCCCCGUGCACUCCCCAACGCGCUGCACGCGGUGGGGACGGUCAUUUCGGAAGCUCCUGUGGUGCGCCGGGACGCGCACUCGCUCGUGCUCGCACUGCCUGCCGCCAACGGCGUGCAGGAGGCCAUCAUGGCUGUGGAACACCUGGCAGACCAACCAGCAUGUGCAGUGGAGUUGCUAGCAUCACUGCAGCCGGGUUCAAGGCUAGGGCCACUGCUCGUGCUUUCCCUGUGGCACGGCCGCACGCCUAUCGUCACUGCCAAACCCGCGCUCCUGCAAGCCGCCGCUGCCACUGCUGCUGCUGGUGCUGGUGCUGGUGCUGCCGCUGGUGGUGGUGGUGGUGGUGAGGGCAAGGCGGCAAGGGGCAAAGCGAAGCGGCCGCAACAGGGCUCCUUCCACAUGGCGUUUGUGACAGGAGUGAGGGCAGAUGGGGCGUGCAGUGUGCAGCUGGCAGAUGGCACCACGGCCGUCUCCCUGCCCUUCUCCCCCACCCCUGCCGCCCUCGCCACUCUGGUGCCAGGCCUCCCUGCGGCACCAUUGCCUGCAGUCUUCUUCUCCCUGGGCCAGACUGUCCGGGUCAAGAUACUCAAGCCCCUGCAGGUGGCUCUCGACCCUUUCCUCUGCGCGUCACACGACGGCUCGUUUGCAUCGUCACUGCUGCAGCAGGAGCGCACAGCAGCACGGCUGGCAGAGCAGCAGGAGCAGCCGUGGAUGGGGGCGGUGGUUCCGGGCAUGGCUGUAGAAGGCACUGUGCUGGUCAAACACGAGGGCGCCAUGGGAGCGGGAGGAGGAGGAGGAGGGGGAGGGGAAAGAGGGGGAGGGAGGCAUGGAGGGGACUCGUGGACUGUGUCUCUGGUCAGUCCCGAUGUGCUCAACGGAGUGAUGGCGGUUGUCCCUGCUAACCUUGCAUCCAAACCGCUCACUCUAGGGGAGCGAGUCUCAGGGCGAGUGGUGGACGUGGGAGGAGCAGCAGGGCAUGUGGUGCUAGCGGCGGGGGACAUUGCUGCCCCGCAGGCCAAGAGUGAGAGUGCGGGCCAAGUGGUGCUGGCGAAGGGGACGAGGCUGCUGGUGCGAGUGCUGCUCAGCACUCCACACUAUGCGGUCGUUUCACUGCCCGCCUGCUACACUGUGCCGGCAACCACGGGCCAAUUGCAAGCAGCCACGUCAGCGCCCCUGCUGGCGACUCUGGCAGGGGGCGACUUCAACCUGCCCCACGUGGACGUCCUUCGGUUGUACCGCCCUGGACAGAUACUCAUGCCAUUCAUCCUUUCUACGCUGCUAUCUCCUCGCCCAUCUCCCUCCCCCUCUCCCUUCCCUCUCGUUCCCAUCUCCCACCCCCUCUCCCUUCCCUCUCGUUCCCAUCUCCCACCCCCUCUCCCUUCCCUCUCGUUCCCAUCUCCCACCCCCUCUCCCUUCCCUCUCGUUCCCAUCUCCCACCCCCUCUCCCUUCCCUCUCGUUCCCAUCUCCCACCCCCUCUCCCUUCCCUCUCGUUCCCAUCUCCCACCCCCUCUCCCUUCCCUCUCGUUCCCAUCUCCCACCCCCUCUCCCUUCCCUCUCGUUCCCAUCUCCCACCCCUCUCCCUUCCCUCUCGUUCCCAUCUCCCACCCCCUCUCCUUCCCUCUCGUUCCCAUCUCCCACCCCUCUCCCUUCCCUCUCGUUCCCAUCUCCCACCCCUCUCCCUUCCCUCUCGUUCCCAUCUCCCACCCCUCUCCCUUCCCUCUCGUUCCCAUCUCCCACCCCUCUCCCUUCCCUCUCGUUCCCAUCUCCCACCCCUCUCCCUUCCCUCUCGUUCCCAUCUCCCACCCCUCUCCCUUCCCUCUCGUUCCCAUCUCCCACCCCUCUCCCUUCCCUCUCGUUCCCAUCUCCCACCCCUCUCCCUUCCCUCUCGUUCCCAUCUCCACCCCUCUCCCUUCCCUCUCGUUCCCAUCUCCCACCCCUCUCCCUUCCCUCUCGUUCCCAUCUCCCACCCCUCUCCCUUCCCUCUCGUUCCCAUCUCCCACCCCUCUCGCUUCCCUCUCGUUCCCAUCUCCCACCCCUCUCCCGGCCGGCCUCAUUCGUCUCGCGUCCACAUCUCCAGGGCUGCAGCAGCUCUUGUGGCACUCCCUUCACCAGAGACAGGUGGUAGGAUCGUACUGGCUCGGGAUGAGCUGGUGUCUUUCACCCAUCCUUCCUCAGGCCCCACCGCUGCUGCUGCUGCUGCCGCUCCUCCUGCUGCUGCUCCUGCAGCCUCUUCUACACCCACUGACCCUACAGCUGCUGCCACUGCCGCUGCCACUGCCACUGCCACAGCCACUGCUGCUGCCCCUACGGCGUGCACUGCCACUAGUGUGUGGCAGCGCCGCUACGCGCAGCUGCGCCUGCUGGUGGCGGCGGUGAUACAGGGGGAGGUGCACCCUGCCACUGCCUCCUCUGCUGGGCUGGCUCUCGUGGAUCUUGGCGGAGGGGUUUCCGCCAUUCUGCGUGCCUCCCAGGUACCCUGCCGUUCUCUUCACCACCUGUGUUCUCUGCAUCCUCUCUGCCCCCUCUUCCCCCCACCCUUCCCCUCCUCGUCUCCCCCUCGUCCCCCCACUUCCACCCCUCCCUUCCCCCCCCCCUUCCUCCCCCCUUUCCCCCCCCCCCCCCCCUCCCUUUCCCCCCUCCUUCCCCCCUUCUUCCCCCUCUUCCUCCCCUUCCCUCCUUUUUCCACCCUUUCCCCCCCUCUUCCCCCCUUCUCCCUUGUGUGGGACAUCAUUAAAGCCCGGGUAGACAAAGUGCUGCUGAGCGCUGCAGCUGCUGCUGCCGUGCAAGGGAAGGGGCAGGGCGGUGGGCAGGGGCAGAAGCAGGGGAAGGGGAAGGAGGAGUUGAGUGAGGAGGAGCGGCGAGUGGUGGAGGAGAGAGGAAUGUGUGUGCUGAUCAAGGGAGCCAAGGUGAUGGUGCAUGGAGGGGGGGAGAGGGUAGGGGAGGCUGUGGAGAGAACGAAGGGUGGGAAGGGUGAGAGGGGGGAGAAGGGUGAGAAGGUUGAGAAGGGUAAGAAGGGGGAAAGAGGGGGUUUGGAGGGCGGGGAAGCGGAGAAGGCGAGGGGGAAGGUGCUUGAUGCAAUGAGUGACGACGAGGAGAAUGAUUCUGCAGGGGAUGAAGAGUAUGAAGAGGAUGAAGAGGAGGAAGAGGAGAUGGAGGUGGAUGAGGAGGAUGAGGAGGAUGUUAGUGAUGAAGAGAAGGAGGGGGGCAAUGGUGAUGGUGGUGAUGCUGAGGAGGAGGAUGAGGAUGAGGAGGAGGUUGCACCGCUGCCUGUGGCAGUGCGUGGUGCUGGUCUGGCAGGAAGAAAGCGGUUACCAGCAGAGGAGUCAGACGAGGAGGGAGUGGAGGAGGAGACUCUUCUCUUCCACUCAACCCCCCCACUUCCUUCCUCCCUUUUCUCUCCUGAACGGCAGGGAGCGGGCGAUACAGGAGGCGGAGCAGAGGAGGGUGAAAGGGCAGCAGGCGCCGGAGACAACCCAAGAAGUGAUCCCUCCCCCCCCCCCCCCCCCCCCCCCCCCUCCUUCCCCCCCCAAUUUCCUCUGCUCCUCCCCACCCCUCCACCCCAUCCUCUCCUGAAUGGCAGGGAGCGGGCGAUACAGGAGGCGGAGCAGAGGAGGGUGAAGGGGCAGCAGGCGCCAGAGACGGAGGCGGAGUUUGAGCAGCUGCUGCUGGCGUCCCCCAACAGCUCCUUCCUCUGGAUCAAGUUCAUGGCCUUCCUGCUCUCGCUCUCCGAGAUCGACAAGGCCAGGGCGGUGGCUGAGAGAGCGCUGAAGAGCAUCAGCUACAGGGAGGAAGGGGAGAAGCUCAACAUCUGGGUAGCGUACCUCAAUCUCGAGAACAUGCACGGCAACCCACCCAAGGAGGCAGUGUUGGCGUUGUUCCAGCGGGGCCUGGCGUACACGGACCCGAAGAAGCUGCACGUGGCGCUGCUGGGCGUGUUUGAGCGCAGCCAGCAGCACGACAUGGCGGACACGCUGCUGCACUCCAUGGCCAAGAAGUUCAGCACCUCCGCUAAGGUGUGGCUGCGCUACAUCCAGAACCAGCUCAGCCGCGGGCUGGAGGAAGGCGCGAGGAAACUUCUGGAGCGGGCGCUCACUGUGCUGCCGCAGAGAAAGCACAUCAAGGUGAUAUCCCAGGCAGCGCUGAUGGAGUAUCGCAUUGGAUCGCAGGAGAGGGGCAGGACGCUCUUUGAGAGCAUUCUCCGGAACUUCCCCAAGCGCACUGACCUCUGGAUCACUUACAUCGACCAGGAGGUGCGGAUGGGGGAUAUGGCGGCAGUGAGGCGGCUGUUUGAGCGAGUCGUAUCACUGGAUCUCCCACCCAAGAAAAUGAAGUCACUGCUGAAGAAGUAUCUGGACUUUGAGACGGCGCAUGGCACGCAGGAGCAGGUGGCGCAUGUGAAGGCGCGUGCUGUGGAGUAUGUGCAGCGCCGCAUGGGCGCAGGGGGGCAUGCUUGA